AUGUUUCUAUUCAUUCCAUUAGUAUGUGGCCUAAACAGCUGGGACAAGCCAUACACAAAGGUUCAGACGGCUCCGCUAUACUGUCCACACUGUCACAACUACAGUGUGCAGCCUGUUAAGCGUCGUCAAUUCUUCAGUGUGUGGUUCAUCCCCUUGGUACCGCUCCAUGUUGGCAAGCAGCUCCAUUGCAACAUUUGUAACUGGAGACAGGACUUCCAUUCGAAAGAACAACUAGAGAAGGUUAUAGCUGAGCAAGGCAAUAUAAAAGCGUAG
Molecule: messenger RNA, 273 nt
Organism: Nakaseomyces glabratus
Lineage: Eukaryota; Fungi; Ascomycota; Saccharomycetes; Saccharomycetales; Saccharomycetaceae
Source: RefSeq, a predicted model, not a curated record